AUGGGCUGCACUUGCGGCGCAGGAUUUGGACCGAUGCCUGAAGCUGGAGCCAGAGGGUUUGGAGCGGGACCGACUUGGCCAGGAGCUGGAACAACGGGACCUGGAGAGGGACCUACUUGGCCAGGAGCUGGAACGACGGGGCCUGGAGCGGGGCCUACUUGGCCAGGAGCUGGAACAACGGGACCUGGAGAGGGACCUACUUGGCCAGGAGCUGGAACAACGGGACCUGGAGAGGGACCUACUUGGCCAGGAGCUGGAACGACGGGGCCUGGAGCGGGACCGACUUGGCCAGGAGCUGGAACAACGGGGCCUGGAGCGGGACCGACUUGGCCAGGAGCUGGAAAAACUGGGCCUGGAGCGGGACCGACUUGUCCAGGAGCUGGAAUGACGGGACCUGGAGCGGGACCGACUUGGCCAAGAGCUGGAGAAACUGGGCCUGGAGCGGGACCGACUUGUCCAGGAGCUGGAACGACGGGACCUGGAGAGGGACCUACUUGGCCAGGAGCUGGAACGACGGGGCCUGGAGCGGGACCGACUUGGCCAGGACCUUCGAGACAGAAGGAAGACUGCCACUGA
Molecule: messenger RNA, 576 nt
Organism: Limulus polyphemus (Atlantic horseshoe crab)
Lineage: Eukaryota; Metazoa; Arthropoda; Merostomata; Xiphosura; Limulidae
Product: DNA-directed RNA polymerase II subunit 1-like
Exons: 3
Coding region: 1-576 (191 amino acids)
Source: RefSeq, a predicted model, not a curated record